Molecule: messenger RNA, 6031 nt
Organism: Nasonia vitripennis (jewel wasp)
Lineage: Eukaryota; Metazoa; Arthropoda; Insecta; Hymenoptera; Pteromalidae
Gene: CLIP-190
Product: CAP-Gly domain-containing linker protein 2
Exons: 19
Coding region: 993-6005 (1670 amino acids)
Biological process (GO): cytoplasmic microtubule organization
Cellular component (GO): nucleus; cytoplasm; microtubule plus-end
Molecular function (GO): microtubule plus-end binding
Source: RefSeq, a predicted model, not a curated record
UUCUACGAGAUGCUGAGGGAUAAGAGGAGGAAAAUACGCGAGUGAGAGAGAGAGGCAGUCAAUGUGAACCUAAACGUCACGAAUGAAAUCCGAACUCGAGAAUCGUAAAGCAACUAUCUUUUGAAAGUACAAACAAUAACGGAGAUGCCUCGGUAAACGGCAUACUCUGGCAGGGCAGUCGCGUUCAACAGUGAUAAAGUUUGAAUUAAAAAUUGUGUUGUGACGCGUCGUAUAUUGCUUAUAGAACGUAUGUUUUUGUUCCUGGCUUACAACACUGUACACCGACCUAACCUAUCUGCGAUGCACAUUUUUUUAUUUAAAGUUCUCUCACGUACUGAGUUUAACGUUCUACUUUGAUGAUUUAUUCUGUAGUUAUCGGUUGUAUGUAUUACCUGUGUUCAAUUAAUAUCGACUCAUUCACCAAGCGAUACUACCUGCUAUAAAUAGACAGAGAUUUGUAUUAAUUGCUGUUAAUAAUAGUCUGUGUCCUAUUGGGGAUUGUUUAUGUUAUCGUGGGCAGUAAGCCUGUAAAGUUAUCAAAUCAUAAAUCUUAACUGUACAAUUGUACAUUAAUUUUUUUUGUUAUCAAGCCUGUUCAUGUGAUACUCUUAGUAUUUUAGUCAACUAUAGCAUUUGAUUAUACAAAGCAUUGGGUGGUCAUUGAAGUGUCUUGUAACAGAUAUGUAAUUUACACCUACGUACAACAUUCAAUAUAUAAUCAGCUAUAAAAAUAGAGUUAUAAGAAGCUCUAACCCUUGAUCUGGCUUCAGUUGUUCUUGAAACACUGUGCAGAGCAAUUCUUCCAUUGUAGAUGUUGCUUAUUCGAUAAAGCAUUAGUUUAUUCAUUUCUCACUUAAAUCAGGAAAGUGCUGUUGUAAUUUAAAAAUGUGCAUUGCAAUCAUGAGGAAAGAGCAUACAAGUGAAAUAAUAAUCAGUGAAUCUUUGAUGUCAUAGUUGUAUUUAAUAGUGAGUGUGUAAUAUAGUGCUGGAAAAUGUCUCAAGAAUCAAAACCAUCGGGAUUAAGACCUCCAUCGAAAAUAGGUCGACCAACCUGUACAGUAACUCCAAAACCAGCUGUACCGCCUUCACCACCUAGAUCAAUAAACUCGAUGGAGCCACUUUGGGAAACGCACGGUCGCCGAUUGAGCGAGGCUGGAGUUCGCAGAGGAUCAGAUAAUAGCGUCGUUCUAACCGAGGACACCGACAGCUUUAUCAUCGGAGACCAUGUGUGGGUCGGCGGUACGAAACCCGGCCAAAUCGCCUAUAUCGGCGAGACACAAUUCGCACCGGGAGACUGGGCGGGCAUCGUCCUCGACGAGCCCAUUGGAAAGAACGACGGAUCGGUGGCCGGCUGUCGCUACUUCCAGUGCGAGCCGAAACGCGGCAUCUUCUCCCGGCUGACGAGGCUAACGAGACAGCCGAUCCAUGGGGUAUCGCCGAUUUCGCCGAGCGAGAGCGUCAAGGGCAGCCUCAACAAGUCAAUGUCGCCCUCACUAAACAACUCGACGACGAGCCUAGCAUCGGUGUCUCAGAAGGAGUUGCAGAUGGGCGAACGGGUGAUCGUCUCGUCGAGCCAGGGCAGCAAGACCGGUGUCCUGAGAUACAUGGGGGUCACGGAAUUCGCCCCCGGCGAGUGGUGUGGCGUCGAGUUAGACGAGCCUGUCGGCAAGAAUGAUGGCUCCGUGGCCGAUAAGAGGUACUUCGAAUGCCGUCCGAAGUACGGCCUGUUUGCUCCUGCGGCCAAGGUCAGUCGUUCGCCGUCGAACAACAACAGACGUUCGACGACGCACAGGCCCAGCGGGGCAUCUUUGAGCAUGUCUCUGCGCAAGGCCGGUUCGCGUGAAUCGCUGGCCUCGGUAGCGAGUCAAGCCACCAGCAUCGCCAGCAGCCGGAUCGCAACCGGCUCCACCAGCAGCACCGCCAGGUUACAGAAGGCUGGUUUGUUGCGCACUUCGACACCUGCUCGAAAGACAACGCAGGACAUUUUGAACGACAGAAAAAAGGAGAUAGAAACUCUUCGCAAGGAAAGGGAUUUAGAACGUGAACGGGUCACGAAAGCUGCCAGCCAAGCUGACGAAGCCGAGAAAGCAAUCGCAACUCUGAAAAAAGAAUAUGAAAAAUUCCGAGAAGAAACAGAGAAGGUUUCACAGGAAACUCAAAGUACCCUAGCGCAGCUUUUGGAGGAAAAAAAUCUCUUGGCCACGCAAUUGGAUGAAGAACGCAGAAAAUGCGAAGAUUUGCUGUUCCGCUUCGAAGAAGAGUCCAUAAGCAAGGACGACAUACAGGUGGCAAAUUCAAUAUAUGAAAACAAAAUCAAGGAUCUAGAAAAGCAACUUUCUGAGGAAAGAGAACGAGUUAUACAACUUGAAAGAGAUAGUACAAAGUUAUUUGAGGCCGAAGAAGAAUUAACUAAACUUCGUAUCGAAUUACAAAGUGCAGCUGCCGGCGAGAAAAAUGAAUUUUCAGAAUUACAAAAACGUAAUGAAGAUUUGGAGAAAGCACAACAAGAAUUUGAGAAGCUUCUUGAAGAAAAAACUAAAACGAUGGAGCAAUAUAUUGCAGAGAUAAGUUUAGCAAACGAAAAGCUGAAGGAGAAAGAGCAAGAAAACGUUUCACAGGAAGAGUCUAAAUCAAAUUUACGUAAACAAUUAGACAAAACUACUAAGCAACUAGAAGAAAAGUGCGCGCUCAUUGAUGAAAUGCAGAAUAACUUCAAGGCUCAAACUGAGAACUUGCAAAGAGAAAUUGAACGACUUAAAGAAACAAUAAAAAAUAUUACAGAACAAAAUACAGUAGACAGAGCGAAACUUGUCGAAGAAUAUGACAAACUAUUAAAGGAUAAAGAAGAGAUCAUCAAAUUAAAAACAUCAGAAUUAAAGCAAGAAUCACAAAAAAUAUUUGCUACUCAAGAGGGUGUCUUGGAACAGAUGAAAGCUGAAAAUGCUAAGCAAAUUCAAGAACUCUCAGAGUCCUUUAAAGCUCAGUUAAAUUCUAAAGAUGCGCAAAUCGAGCAAAUUUCUACUCGAUUGGAAGAAAAAGUACAAAAUGCUAGCAAAUUAAUAGCCCAAUUAAAUGAGUUGCAAAUUGGUGGAGUUACCAAAGAGAAUGAAAUGAAAAAAUUGUCAGCCGAUUUGGAAGAAUUAAAUAAAAAAUUAAUGAUUUCGGAUGAAAAAAGCCAGUCUCUCAAUCUACAAUUGAAUGAGUUGAAGGUUAAGCAUGAAGAAGAAAUUAAAAAUAUUACGGAGCAAAAAUCAAAAUUGGAAAAUGAAGUGUCUACGUUAACCCUUGAUAUUAAUAGUCUAAAAGAACAACUAAACGAGUUGAAUGAGUGUGUCAAAAUGAAAGAUAUAGAAUUAUCGAAAAUGCAGAAUUCGAAAAUCGAUGAAAUGGAAGAUUUGAAAAAACAAUUUCAAGAACAAAUGGAAGGUAAAAAUAAAUCGAUUCAAGAUAUUACGGCUGACGCUACAGAAAAAGCUUCGAGAUUAAGUACUCUUGAAAAGGAAUUAUCAGACUUAAAAUCAACUAUAGCAAGCAAAGAUGAAGAAAUCAAAAAUCUUACUAAAAAAACAUCGGAACUGCAAGACGCCUUGUCUCUAUCUGAUAAAACUAAAACUAAUUUAGAAAGUGAAUUACGCACUUAUGAAAAGAAUUUAACAGAAUUAAAUGAAAAGUUUAGUAGAGCUGAAGAAAAAAUCAAUCAGUUAUCAAGUCAAAAAGAGAAACUGGAACAAGAAAUUGCUAAUGCAGUCAGUACUUCAGUUGACUCGUCCGAUAAACUUGUAAAGUAUAACGAAGAGUUAAGACAGAAAGAAAAGGAGUUGGAUCAAGCUCGAGAUAAAGAGUUUGAAUUGCAAAAAUUAGUUACGUCUGCAGAGACUAAAAUUAACUCAAUGCAAGAAGAUCUUAAUAAAACUAACGUAUUAGUUGAUCAAAUGCGUUCAGAACAAGAAGAGUUUAAAUCUAAGAUAGCCUUAGAAAAACAAGAAACACAGGCUAAUCUAGAAAAAAUUAAAAUCUGUCAGUCAACUGAACAAGAAUUGAUCAAUAAAAAUAAAGUUCUUGAAGAUAAUAUGCACAAAAAAACUUUAGAAGUAUCUGAAUUAACGCAAUCUCUUCAAGACGCUCAAGAGAAAAACUUUCUACUCGAAACGCAACUCAAGGAAGCUGUAGAAAAGUACAACAAUGAAAAAUCACAGUUGGAAAAGCAAGUCAACGAUACUGGAGCUAAUGAAAUUACUCUUAAGGAGAAUAUUCAAACUUUAGAAAAAUUAAAUGCUCAGUUAAUUACUGAUCAAAAUGCAAUUGUUGUUUCUACGAAUGAGCUUAAAGGGGCUUUAAAUGCCAAAAAUCAACAUGUAUCUGAACUAGAAUCUAUAAUAAAUGAUAAGGACCUAGAAUUAAAAGAAAUCGUAAGCAACUUGGAAAAAAUAAAAAUAGAAAAAGAAGAAAUUCAAAAGAAUUUGGUUGAAACUAGUAGUAGAUAUAACGAUACGCUUACAGAGUUAACAUUGCUCAAAUCUUCAAAUACCAGCUUAGAGUCACAAAUGACUUUGGAAGUGGCUAACUUAAAGCAACAAUUGGAAGAUGAAAAAAAUACGUUGGAUACUGCUCUAAAAGAAUCAAAAAAAGAUCUUGAUGAGCUGAAGAAAGAAUUAGCUGCAAGUUCUGAAAUUAUAACAAAAACAAAUCAAAAGUGCAUGGAAAUGGAAGCCUUAUUAACAACCAAAGAAAAAGAAUUGCAAACACUUAAUGAAAACUUGAGUUCUGAAAAAGAAAAUAAUAACACAAUAGCACAGCAGAUAAAGGUGUUGCAAGAAAGUGUAGUCGCAAAAGAUAAUGAAAUUCUUGCCAAUGAUAAUCACAUAUCAUCUCUUAAUGAAAGUAUAAAGAAUUUAGAAUCUAAUAUUAAUAUACUAAAGGCUGAUUAUGAAAAUAAAUCGAAACAGCUAGCUGAGUUAGAGUUAACAUUAGUAGAAGUAAAAAAAUCAAACGAAGAUAGACUCAGUGAUGAUGUCAAAGAAAAACAAAGACAAAUAGAUGAACUAAUUAAGAAACAUCAGCAAGAUAUUCAAUCUAAGGAUACUGAUAUUUCUGAGCUUAAAAAGGCUGAAAAUAAUAAAGAUAAGUUACUUCAAGAACUCAAUGAUAAACAUAAAGUUGCGGAGGAGUUAAUUAAAAAAUUCGAAGAAGAUUCGAAUUCCAAAGAUAAAACUAUUUGCGAAUUAAAAGACGCUGAAGAGAAAGCUAGGAAAAUCUUACUCAGUUAUGAGGAGAAGCAAAAAAUUGAAGAUGGUUUGGUGGUUGAACAAACUGAAAAUAUUAAAUUGAAAGAUAAAACGAUUAUUGAGCUUCAAGAUGUUAAAAAAGAAAUGGAACAAAGAAUGCAGAAUCUCAUGGAACAAAUCAACGUUGCUAAUGAAAAAUCUGUACAAUUUGAAGAGGUUCAUAGACGCAUGGAAAAAGAAAAUAAGCAACUGCUUGCUAACUAUAACGAGACCUUACACAAGUUGAAUAUUGCAAACGAGAACCUCAAAAAUAACACAAACAACGACAUGUCUAAUAAAGUUGCCAACGUAAAGACUGAAGAGAAUGCUAAACCUAUUAUAAGUAGUUCAGACUCGGAAUAUACUAAGUUAAAAGCAGAAUAUGAUGAGGCCAAAGGUCAAAUUGACUUCCUAAACUCUGUUAUAGUUGAUAUGCAACGUAAAAACGAGGCGUUGUCAUGUAAAGUACAAGUCUUAGAAAUGGGUAUUCCUCCUCAAGAAGCUGACGAUUAUAAUCUUAAUCUAAUUGAGAAGAAAAUGCAACCACCAAGAAUGUUCUGUGAUAUCUGUGAUCAAUUUGAUCUACACGAGACAGAAGAUUGUCCUCUCCAGGCUCAAGAUCCCGAACCUCCAAGACCAAUUCAAACGGAGAAAAAGAAAUCCGUCCCGAGACCAUACUGUGAAAAUUGUGAAAUGUUUGGUCAUGAUACUUCAGCCUGCGAGGAUACAGAAACAUACUAAAGUUUUUAUUAAUCUUACUAUAUUAU